This is a messenger RNA of Rana temporaria (common frog), 597 nucleotides long. RefSeq names its product proline-rich 33 kDa extensin-related protein. The record is from RefSeq and is a predicted model, not a curated record. The transcript has a single exon. Lineage: Eukaryota; Metazoa; Chordata; Amphibia; Anura; Ranidae. Bases 1 to 597 code for a protein of 198 amino acids.
AUGAGCCCUGCCCCGAACAUGAGCCCUACCCCAAAACAUGAGCCCUACCCCAAACAUGAGCCCUGCCCCAAACAUGACCGCUACCCCGAACAUGAGCUCUGCCCCGAACAUGAGCCCUGCCAUGAACAUGACCCCUACCCCGAACAUGACCGCUACCCCGAACAUGACCCCUACCCCGAACAUGACCGCUACCCCGAACAUGACCCCUACCCCGAACAUGACCCCUACCCCGAACAUGACCCCUACCCCGAACAUGACCGCUACCCCGAACAUGACCCCUACCCCGAACAUGACCCCUACCCCGAACAUGACCCCUACCCCGAACAUGACCCCUACCCCGAACAUGACCCCUACCCCGAACAUGACCCCUACCCCGAACAUGACCGAUACCCCGAACAUGACCCCUACCCCGAACAUGACCCCUACCCCGAACAUGACCGCUACCCCGAACAUGACCCCUACCCCGAACAUGACCCCUACCCCGAACAUGACCCCUACCCCGAACAUGACCGCUACCCCGAACAUGACCCCUACCCCGAACAUGACCCCUACCCCGAACAUGACCCCUACCCCGAACAUGACCCCUACCCCACUUGA